Pogona vitticeps (central bearded dragon) is the source of this 3697-nucleotide messenger RNA. The record is from RefSeq and is a predicted model, not a curated record. NCBI's taxonomy places the organism in Eukaryota, Metazoa, Chordata, Lepidosauria, Squamata, Agamidae.
GCCCGGGCGGUGCCAGCGGGAGCUCCCUCCGAGCACAUGGAGGCGGAGGCGGAGGGAGCGGGAGAGGCUGGCCCCCCCGGCCAAGGGGGCGGGACUCAGCGGGGCGGCUCGGCGAGGGCGGGAACCUCGGCAGCUGCUGGUGGUGGUGGUGGUGGUGCUGCUGCCGCCGCCGCCGCCUGCUCAGAUGGGAGCCCAAAAGGGGGGAAGCCGUGCUCAGGGGCGGAGGGGAGCCAGCCGGCGGUAGUGGCGGCGAGGCGUUACUCCCCGGGAUUCGGGCUCUCCGGCGGGUGGGGGCGAGGGAGAGGGCAGGGUUCAUCGGCCGGGGGGUUCCCGAGCGCUGGACCGAGCAGGAGGAGGAUGGAGCCCGUAACCAAAUGGAGCCCUAAGCAAGUAGUGGAGUGGACCAAGGGUUUGGAUGAUUGCCUGCAGCAGUAUGUCCCCAAAUUCGAGCGAGAGAAGAUAAAUGGUGCUCAGCUGUUACAGAUCUCCCACCAGGAUCUUGAAGAGUUGGGUAUUACCCGGAUUGGACAUCAGGAACUUGUUUUAGAGGCUGUGGACCUCCUCUGUGCACUGAAUUACGGCCUCGAAACAGACAACAUGAAGAACCUGGUUCUUAAGUUACGAGCUUCUUCCAACAAUCUGCAAAAUUACAUCAGCAGCCGGAGAAAGAAUUCCAAUUACGAUGGAAAUACCUCACGUAAACCUCCCAAUGAAUUCCUUACUUCAGUGGUAGAGCUUAUUGGUGCUGCUAAGGCUUUACUGACAUGGCUGGACAGUCCCGGAAAGACAAAGAAUGCUGACGCCCCGUCUUUGACGGCCUUUGAUAGCAUCGACCACGAUAUUCUCCUGGGGCGGCUCUCCAAGUUGGACUGUCCUGUAGCUGAAAUGGAAGAUAAAGUUCUUAGUGUAUCAAAGGUUUUAAAUGGAAUUUGUGACAAGACAGUCCGCUCAGCAACAGAUCCAUUAAUGAGCCAGGCAGCAUGUCUUGAGGAGGUUCAUUUAACCAAUAUCAAACCUGGGGAAGGCCUGGGAAUGUAUAUAAAAUCUACAUACGACGGAUUGCAUGUUGUUACUGGAACAACAGAAAAUUCUCCUGCUGAUAGAUCUCAGAAAAUUCAUGCUGGUGAUGAAGUGAUCCAGGUGAAUCGCCAGACUGUGGUGGGUUGGCAGCUGAAAAACCUUGUGAGGAAACUCCGUGAGAAUCCUUCUGGAGUUACACUACUGGUGAAGAAACGCCACACAGGAUCCUUUAAUUUCACUCCGGCUCCACUUAAAAACUUAAGGUGGAAACCACCACUUGUUCAGACCAGCCCACCCCCAACAACAACCCAGUCACCAGAAAGCACCAUGGAAGCUUCCCUGAAGAAAGAGAAGCCAGCUAUCCUGGACCUUUAUAUACCUCCACCACCAGCUAUUCCCUAUGCUCCUCGGGACGAAAAGGGGAGUUUUGUUUAUGGAGGAGGCAUUAAACCCAAGCAACCCCCACCUGGUUGCAAAGGUGCAGAAUCUCCCAAUUCUUUCCUGGAUCAAGAAUGCAGGAGACGAAGAUUUACUCUUACUGAUUCUGAUCCAUUGCCUGGUUAUCCCAUGGAUGCAGCAAAUAUACUGCCAGCAAAGAUGAGGGAAAAAACACAGUCAUAUGGUAAACCUCGGCCAUUGUCCAUGCCUGCAGAUGGAAACUGGUUGGGAGCAGUAGAACCUUUCUCCAAGCCUCGAGCAGUGGGGAGGAAAGGUGAAAAUGCUCUCUGCCGGUACUUCAGCAAUGAGAGAAUCCCACCCAUUAUUGAAGAAAGUUCCCCACUGCAGCAUCAGUUUUCCAGGCCUUUAGCAGAAAGGCAGCUGGUGAGGGGCGCAGACUACAUCAGGGGAAGCCGGUGUUUUGUUAAUGUGGAUCUUCACAACAGUGCAACCAUCCCUUUCCAGGAGGAUGGAGCCAAAAAGCCACCAGUCACCUCGUCGACAAAAUCCUCCUCCGCUGAACCCUCUUUGCUAGUCAGCUGGAUCACGAGGCUGAAGCUAUUGACUCACUGAAUUUAUCGACUAUAUUUGGAUUUUUCUGGGCACAUGGGAGUGGGGGAGAUAUUUUACUCAGUGCCUUUUCCUCUUCUCCCUCCCCAGGUCAAAUGGCCCUGCUUUAUCUACAGAGGUACUUAAUAGUUCUGGAGUUUAUUUUGUUUUAUUUUUGUCCCCUGGUGAAACCUGCUCUUUUCUCACUGUUACUGUCUUAAAUUCACUGGAGUCAGAAAGAGGGCUUUAUUUGGUUGCCAGGAGUGAGGGUGGGAGUGAGGUAUCGCAGGUUGUAGGUUUUCGUCCCUGUCUGCCCAAGGGUGGAAAGGAAUUGACUCCUCUGGAGAAACCAAUCAGGCUUGAGUGGUUUGGAGGUCGCCAAUGUCCUGAAGUCUGCAUGACCCACGCAGAAUCGGCCUCUGCAUUGCAAUGAAGGCUGGCAGCCUUCCAUUUGCUACAGCACUCUGAUGUCAUGGUGGAUGUGCAAACUAUGUAGCACUCAGGAAGAAAAAAACACCCAAGCUGCAAUCUCGAUGAAAAAGAAAGCAGGCAAAGAGGAGACAAACACGUGGCUUCGUUUGUUUGUUUGUUUUUUGUCCUUUUAAACAAUGCAGUGGGUACUGCAAGUGACUUCAGAUGACAACUCUGAGGAAUAAAAGCCAGUUUCUUCCUUCUUUUUUCCCUCUGGACCAACUACGAAUAUAAACCUAUCCAGGUUGAUACUCCAAUUGCUCCUUUUUUAGUACAGUUCAGCUAUUUUUCCCUGAAUUGCUGAAGAACUCAUCCAGUUAAGAUAUGGAUUGUUACAACAUGCCAAGGAAAUGCAUCUCUAGUGAUAAUGGUAAACCUGAAUAUAUCUUUCUGUUUUCUUUUUUGUUCUCUUUUUCUUCCUUCAGAGAAGGACAAGAAAUUAUUAAGACUGAAUAGCUGUUAACCAAAGUGUUCUGAAAAGAACCCCUGUGGGCUUUUGGUGCAUCCCCAGGGGUUCAAGGUUGAACUGGUUUGAUAUUACUUGUGCUUUAAAGACUGGCUUGUAAUAAAUUAACACUUUUAUAUGACAGGUUUGCUCUCUUGAGACAUGGGUAGAAAGGCAUGUUUGCCCUUUGUAGAAGCUGAGUUGAUUUGUGGAAAGGAAGAACUUGUAAAAAUGUGUCAGGAUGCUGAGAAUUUGUUGUUUUAAAAACAAAUGUAGAAAAGAAAUGUUUUUGUUUUUGAGAGAGAGAGAGAGAGAUUCACAAGCAGCAUUGCGUUUGAAAUAAUUUUAAAGUACUAAGAUUGUGCUUUUAUUUCUCCCCCCCCUUUCUCAACUUCAUGCAGUUAUUAUGUUUCCUCUCCUAGAGAAUUGUAUUCUAAUUAACCAGUGUAAAAAGUUACUAGUCCUCAGUAUUCUUCCUUCUUAUCUCAUUUGGAUGGUUUUGUAGUUGCUGGGGACUUAUGCAUCAUUCUGCACUGAAGAAAACAGCAGAUUUUACACUGCUGUCCAACAGUAUCAGUUUGAACUAAGUGAAUUGCUUUGAGCAGUUUAUAACAAAUGUGGUAUAGAUCUUUGGAGGUAUCUAAUCCUAGAUAUGAUGGUAACAGCUUUUUUAGCUGGGAAAGGCAGGUGUUAAUUUAUGCAGAAAAUGGACAGAGUUUUACCAGGAUCUGUGAAUUAGCACUAGUUUCUACUAUUAAAGAAUGUGUAUAUUUA